AGGGAUAUCAUGCAUGAUAAUGCACUCGUCAACUUCAGUGGUCUUGAAGGCCAUAGCAUGCCUAUUGACCUGAAUAUCGAGCAUCUUAUCAAGUUUCUGAAGCAAUUUUUCGCAGCAAAGGGGAUUUAUUCUACAUGGGAUCGUCUUGGAGACAUCUCUGCAACUGUCAGCCUUCUUCAAGACGUCAAAAAACAAGUCAGACGUGCACUGGGGAUCGCUUAUAGUGGUCUCACCCACGCAUCCCCAGAUAGUUCAGCAUCAGUUUGGAAGGUUGCAAACAAGAUAAAUGAGCUCAUGCUUCACCAAUUCAACUCUGAACGAACAGACAAUGAUGUGGUGCGACCAGUCACUGAUACUCUGAUCACAGGCGAGAAGAAGAUGAAAGCAUUGACAUUAGCCACAUUCAACCGAAAAGUUCACAACAUGUUGGCAGGGGAGCGUUUCAAGCAAGAAGAAGAUGAGAUUCCAAGGCCAUCAUUUGACCUGAAUGGCAGUGUGGAUGACGAGUAG
Suillus plorans is the source of this 510-nucleotide messenger RNA. RefSeq lists its product as uncharacterized. Lineage: Eukaryota; Fungi; Basidiomycota; Agaricomycetes; Boletales; Suillaceae. The record is from RefSeq and is a predicted model, not a curated record. The transcript has 2 exons. The annotation marks the transcript as partial.